Messenger RNA from Coregonus clupeaformis (lake whitefish), 904 nucleotides. RefSeq names its product H/ACA ribonucleoprotein complex subunit 3-like. Gene Ontology annotation, molecular function: telomerase RNA binding; box H/ACA snoRNA binding. NCBI's taxonomy places the organism in Eukaryota, Metazoa, Chordata, Actinopteri, Salmoniformes, Salmonidae. The transcript is spliced from 2 exons. The record is from RefSeq and is a predicted model, not a curated record. Gene Ontology annotation, biological process: ribosome biogenesis; positive regulation of telomerase RNA localization to Cajal body; snRNA pseudouridine synthesis. Bases 159 to 353 code for a protein of 64 amino acids. Gene Ontology annotation, cellular component: box H/ACA snoRNP complex; box H/ACA telomerase RNP complex.
CCGUUUUCCAGUUUCUACACACAGAUAAAAAAAAACGCACGAGGAGCGCAGAACGCUACAGAUAUAGGCACAUUUUCUGUAAAAUAAAAGUGAAGAAGUCCACUUUGGUGGUGCAGUAAAUUUGUUUAUAACUUACAAAGCACAAGUUAUUUGCCACGAUGUUCCUGCAGUUCUACUUGAACGAGAAUGGGGAGAGAGUUUACACUCUGAAGAAGGUGGAUCUAUUGGGCCAGCCCACCAGUUCUGCCCAUCCUGCCCGCUUCUCGCCUGAUGACAAGUUCUCCAGGCACCGGGUGACCCUGAAGAAACGCUUCGGCCUCCUACUGACCCAGCAGCCCAGACCCAUCCUGUGAUUGGAGCAUGGAACCAAUACUUUCUCAAUGACUAUUAUGGCUGAUUAAUGCUACAGGCCAACCCGUUGGCUUGGAUAUUUUCUUUUCACAUUGUUCUUUCCAGCAUGUUGUGAUGGAUGUGUAACCAGUACAGUUCAGCUUUGCCCAAUACAUGUGAAUCAGGCUUUGAUUUACCAUCAAUUGAUUUGAAAGAGGCUCGCUCCUCCAUUGUUUGGGCCAGAGGGAUGCAGAUGGCUUUUGUUUGCUGGCAUUUGUUGAGGAUGUAUGCCUUGGGGCUAGCCUGAGAGAUCUGCUUAUGAAAUCACAGGCUGGCCCCUAUAUAGGCUAUUUGAUCUGCUAGAAUGCAUUUUUAAAUUGAGGUUUAUUUUCGUCUUAUGCGUUUACAGAACAAAUGUAUCAUUUUGGACAUCAAGUACUGCAUUAUGAUUCUCCUGUAAUCCAUCAUGUGGUUUCAGAGCUGUCAAAUUGAACUGUAAAAUUGAUGUAUUGUCAAUAUUUUUCUAAAGAUCUUUUUGUUUUGGAGAAUAAAUGAAAUGUGGAAAGUACAUUGA